This is a messenger RNA of Cladocopium goreaui, 783 nucleotides long. NCBI's taxonomy places the organism in Eukaryota, Dinophyceae, Suessiales, Symbiodiniaceae. The record is from the annotation of a GenBank genome assembly.
GCUUUCCGCUCAUCUCUUGCAGGGUUGUAGUCAUGUUUUGAGCCUCAUGCGAUCCACGCGGAUGGCUAAGGAGACCUUGUGCCUCCUCUACCUCCCCGGCUGUGGCUCGUUGCCGGGCGGCCGGAAGGAACGCUUCUUGCAGGCCUAUGCCGACAAGAAAGGCCAUCUCCUUCGCUGCUUGGAAUACUCCAAACCUUUGGGAGCGGAAGGUGCUUGGAUGCAGAAGGACUUGAGCAGCCUGCAUGAAGCCCUCAGAGAUGCAGAAGCCGCUGCCGAUGAGCUCACGACGGAUACGCAUCGACGACUGGUCCUCGUGGCGGCCUCCAUGGGUGGAUGGAUCGCCGCAAGCCUGGCUUCCUCGCGCUUUCGUCACGUCUUCGGCGCCCUGCUGCUGGCGCCCACGGCGGCCUGCAGCGCAGCCAAGGUGCUGCCUGGCCAAGGCGGCAGGUUCUCCGGCACCGACUUGCUGCCAUCGCAACAUUCGGAUCAGGGCUAUACGAUCCAUGGGGCAAUCCGCCAGGAACUCCAGGAACAUACCAUCGAAGACAGGAUUCCAGCAUCCUGCCUUGUUCGUAUCAUGCAUGGAGACAAAGACGAAGCCAUCCCGAUGGAAGCAUCUGAAAUGUUGCAGCUCCACUUGAAGGCCAAAGGGGUGAAGGCCGAGCUGCGUCGAGUCACAGGAGGGGAUCAUCGUCUGUCAUCAGAAGUGGAACUCGCCAUUUUGGAGGAAGAGUUGGACCAGCUCCUUUUUGACCUGGGUGCUGGGGAAAAAAAAAGUGACCG